Paramuricea clavata is the source of this 444-nucleotide messenger RNA. The record is from the annotation of a GenBank genome assembly. NCBI's taxonomy places the organism in Eukaryota, Metazoa, Cnidaria, Anthozoa, Malacalcyonacea, Plexauridae.
AUGGCGUUAGCACAAAUCUUCAAGUACACACUUAUCACCAAACCCACCUCUAAACAGUUCCUCGAAGGUUUCUGUUCAGAGGAUAAUUGUUAUGUAUAUAAAAUCUUGAAAGAGAACCCCAACUACCUGGUAGCAAUCGCAUGUUCACCAAAAGUAAAUGAUAUAUUCCUAGCAAAGGUUACCAAAUCAUUUAAGAAGCUAGCUGUGUUAGAGGUGGGACCAAUCAAGGCUUUUGUAUCACGCAAACCAAAUGAUCCCCCAGUGAAGGAAGGUGAUGUAAAAGUUAUACAACUAAACAGGGUAAUAAUCAAAUCUUCAAGAGAGCAAGUGAUAACAGAUGCCCAUAUAAUUGAUAGUCCCCAACAUGAUUAUAUUAAGGUUCCAGAUGAUCAUUCAAUGUUUCCAAAGACACCCUCAAUGAAGUUUUUCAACCUCCUAGUCUGA